CGCUAUCUCCCUUGAACUCAGAGCACUUUGCCCUGAACAUUGGAGAGCGCCGAGAUGGGGAAAAGGCGGUUCUCAGGUUUGGAGGUGGCCCUAAUGGUCCUGUUCACAUUGAUGUCUGUGGCAGCUCUAACAUUCAUAGUUCUGUUUGUCACCGGAGAACCUGGGGUCAUUAAAGAUGAAACUACAGACCCAUUUGUUCCUCAGUGUCCCAGAAUUCCCCUGGCUGAAAGGGUUGACUGUUUCCCUGAUGCUGGAGCUUCAAAGCUAAAAUGUGAACAACGUGGAUGUUGCUGGGGGCCACUGGAUGAGAGAAAUGUUCCCUGGUGCUUCUUCCCAACCAACCAUGGAUACACAGUGGAAUCGGUAGAACAGCCAAAUCCUUAUGUGAUGAAAGCCCAGCUGAAGAGAAUGGCCUCUCCUUCAUUAUUUGGGGCUGACAUACAAGAUCUGUCAUUUCACGCAGAAAUGCAGACAAACAAUCGACUCCGUUUUAAGAUCUACGAUGCCCACAGGCAGAGAUUCGAGGUCCCCCAUGAGCACAUCAGUAGCCUCAACAGUGACCCAUCCAGCCCCAUCAGCAACACACUGGAGAUCACACAGAAACCCUUUGGCCUUACUGUGCACAGGGGGGGGAACAAAAAAGUCCUGUUUGACACUACAAUGGCCCCACUGGUGUUUGAAGAUCAGUACCUACAGCUGUCUGCUAAGCUUCCAUCUCAUAAUAUUUAUGGUCUGGGAGAGCAUGUGCACAGACACUAUCGCCAUGAUACAAACUGGAGAACUUGGCCCAUCUUCACAAGAGACGCUUUCCCUAAUGGGGGAACACAUAACCUCUAUGGACACUAUCCUUUCUUCCUCUGUCUAGAGGAUGAGAGCGGGAAGUCAUUUGGGGUCUUCCUCAUGAACAGCAAUGCUAUGGAGGUGACUCUCCAGCCUGCUCCAGCUGUGACCUACAGGACAAUAGGAGGGGUCCUUGACUUCUACAUUCUCUUUGGAGAUACACCAGAACAAGUGGUGCAGGAGUUCCUUGAGCUCAUUGGUAGGCCUGUCAUUCCUCCCUACUGGUCCCUGGGUUUCCAGCUUUCUCGGUGGGACUACGGUAGCCUAAGUGAGGUCAAGAAAACAGUGGAGAGGAACCGUGCUGUGGGCCUUCCAUAUGACAUUCAGUACACUGACAUAGAUUACAUGGAGGAUAAGAAGGAUUUCACCUACGACAAAGUCAAGUUCAGUGAGCUGCCUCAGUUUGCGGACUACCUCCAUGAGAAGGGUCAAAGAUACAUCCUCAUUCUGGAUCCUGCAAUAGCUACUAGUAAGAGAGUAGGGAACAAUACAUAUGACUCCUACGACCGUGGGAAUGAGAAGAAUGCCUGGGUCACUGAAGCAGAUGGGAAAACACCUUUGUUAGGAGAGGUGUGGCCAGGAGAGACAGUGUUUCCAGACUACACCAGCCAAAACUGCAUCGACUGGUGGGUUGAUGAGUAUGAGCGAUUCUCCAGAGAGAUCAAACACGAUGCCCUUUGGAUUGACAUGAAUGAGGUUGCUAAUUUCAAGAAAGGAUCAACUAAGGGCUGUGCCGAUAACAACCUCAACUACCCUCCUUACACUCCAAAGAUUCUGGAUGAGGUGAUGUACAGUAAGACUCUGUGUAUGGAUGCCAAGCAGGCCUGGGGGAACCACUAUGAUGUCCACAGUCUGUAUGGCUACUCUAUGGUGCUGGCUACUGAAAAAGCUCUGCAGCGUGUGUUUGGAGGAAACCGUACCCUGAUGUUGACCCGCUCCUCCUUCCCAGGUGUGGGAAAAUAUUCGGGUCACUGGCUGGGGGACAAUGCUGCCAACUGGAACGACAUUAAAUGGGCCAUCCCUGGCAUGUUAGAGUUUGGACUCUUUGGGAUUCCCUAUAUUGGAGCUGACAUCUGUGGAUUCUUUGACAACUCCUCUGAAGAGCUGUGUCGUCGCUGGAUGCAGGUGGGAGCUUUCUACCCCUUCAGUCGGAACCACAACGCUCAGGGCUACAAGCCCCAGGAUCCAGCUGCAUAUGGUGCUGAUUCAACGCUAGUGGAGAGCUCUAAACACUACCUGCGGAUACGUUACACACUUUUGCCUUACCUCUACACACUCUUCUACAAAGCCCACACCACGGGGGAGACUGUUGUACGGCCUGUCAUGAACGAGUUCUACUCUGACAGUGCCACCUGGACAGUGGACCGCCAGUUCCUCUGGGGGAAACACCUGCUCAUCACACCUGUACUGGACCCGGGUGUGGACAGGGUGCGGGCAUAUGUGCCAGAUGCUGUGUGGUAUGACUAUGAGACGAUGUUACGACUGGGAAACCGCAAAACGUAUGUUGAUAUGUUUCUACCAGCUGACAAGCUUGGUUUACACAUCAGAGGUGGUGCAGUCCUCCCUACACAGAGACCUGAUGUCACCACUACGUACAGUCGGCGUAACCCCAUGGGCUUGAUCGUUGCUCUUGAUGACAACAACCAGGCAGCUGGGGAGCUAUUCUGGGAUGAUGGAGAUUCCCGAGACACAGUUAAAAGUGGCAACCACAUCCACUACACAUUCUCUGCAGUCUACGGAGUGCUGACAAUGCAGGUGACCCAUGCGGGUUACAAGGACCCAAACAACCUUAAAUUUGAGAACAUAAUUGUGCUCGGGGUGCCUUCUCCUCCUAUGUCUGUCUCUGUGACUCAUGUUCGCAACGGAGCACAAGGAAACUCUACCACAGUGUUGCCAAACACCAACAUACAGUAUGAUGGAGCCAAGGAGGUUCUGUUCCUUAGUGGCCUCUCCCUGACCCUGGGGGAGACCUACCUGGUACAGUGGGAACUGGUUAAAGAAGAGUACCAGCGCUUUGACUGCUAUCCAGAGGAGCAUGCAGAUGAGGCUAAGUGCAAGGCCAGAGGCUGCAUCUGGGAGCCAAGCAACAUUGAACGUGUUCCAUGGUGCUUCUAUCCGAAAGACUAUGGAUAUACUGUUACAGGAAAACAGGAAACUAACUCAGGCAUGAGAAUUGAUAUCACUCGGAAUAAGAAGCACAGGAGCAUUGGUCGCCCUGGGUCACCUGACAUUGACACACUUCGUGUUGAGGUCCGUUACCACAGCGGUGACAUGCUGCAGUUCAAGAUCUGGGACCCCGCCACAUAUCGUUAUGAGGUUCCAGUGCCGCUGACGGUUCCUGCUGUUCCAGAGACUGACGAGAACAAGAGGCUUUACAAGGUCCUUAUUGAAAACAACCCAUUCGGCAUCAAGGUCAUAAGGAAAAGCACAGGAACCAAGAUUUGGGACUCAUCUGUGCCAGGUUUUACCUUCUCAGACAUGUUCAUCCAAGUGUCUACUCUACUGUCUUCAGAGUUUGUCUACGGCUUUGGAGAGACAGAGCAUCCCACCUAUAAGCACAACCUCAACUAUCACACCUGGGGUAUGUUCUCCAAGGACCAGCCUCCUGGUUACAAGAUGAAUUGCUAUGGAGUGCAUCCCUUCUAUAUGGGCCUGGAGACCACCACCGAUGCUCAUGGUGUGCUACUGCUAAACAGCAAUGCCAUGGAUGUGACUUUCCAGCCUACUCCAGCUUUAACCUACCGAACUCUGGGAGGCAUUCUGGAUUUUUACAUGGUCCUGGGACCUACGCCUGAGAUGGUGGUGCAGGAGUACACUGCACUGAUUGGACGACCUGUUCUACCUGCCUAUUGGUCUCUUGGGUUUCAGCUCUGUCGCUAUGGUUACGCCAACGACACAGAGAUAGAAGACCUAUAUAGAGAUAUGAAGGCAGCGGGUAUACCCUAUGAUGUGCAGUAUGCAGAUAUUGACUACAUGGAGCGUCAGCUGGACUUUGUCCUGGACUCACAGUUUAAAAACCUGCCUGCCCUGGUUGACCGCAUGAGAGGAGAAGGCAUGAGGUUCAUCUUCAUUCUGGAUCCAGCCAUCUCAGGCAAUGAGACAGUUUAUUACCCUGCCUUUGAAAGAGGAAAAGCUGCGGAUGUCUUCAUCAAAUGGCCCGAAAACAUCAGUAAUGAAAUUGUGUGGGGGAAGGUCUGGCCAGAUUUCCCUAACAUCACAGUAGAUGAAUCUCUGGACUGGGAUACACAAGUAGAGCUUUACAGGUCUUAUACGGCAUUCCCUGACUUUUUCCGUAAUACAACAGCUAUGUGGUGGCAUCGAGAAAUCCAGGAUUUCUAUACAGAUACCAUGAAGUUUGAUGGCCUCUGGAUUGACAUGAAUGAACCUGCCAGUUUUGUCCACGGCACAGUUGGGGGGAAGUGUCUUGGUAAUCCACUUCUAGAGAACCCUCCGUAUAUGCCACCCUUGGAGUCCAAACAUCUUGGCUUAAACCAUAAGACUCUGUGCAUGAACAGUGAGCAGAUACUCAGUGAUGGAAAGAAAGUCAGACACUAUGACGUCCAUAACCUCUAUGGCUGGUCUCACACCAAGCCCACCUAUGAUGCCCUGCUGAAUGUGACAGGUAAAAGAGGCAUAGUGGUGACGAGGUCCACUUACCCCUCCAGUGGAAAAUGGGCUGGACAUUGGCUGGGAGACAACAAUGCCAGCUGGGACCAGCUUUACAAAUCCAUUAUAGGCAUGAUGGAGUUCAGUCUGUUUGGCAUCCCUUACACGGGGGCAGACAUAUGCGGGUUCUUUAAUAAAGCUGAGUAUGAAAUGUGUCUUCGGUGGAUGCAACUGGGUGCCUUCUAUCCAUACUCACGCAACCACAACGGCAAGGGAAACCCGAGACAAGACCCUGUUGCUUGGAAUGCUGCCUUUGCCGAGGCGUCCCGGGAUGUCCUGAACAUCCGUUACACCCUUCUGCCCUACCUGUACACACUCAUGUUUGAGGCUCAUACCAAAGGAAGUACAGUAGUCAGACCCCUCCUGCAUGAGUUUGUGAAUGAUAAAACUACAUGGGACAUCUACAGGCAGUUCCUCUGGGGACCUGCUCUACUUAUCACUCCUGCCCUCGACAAGGGAGUCAGGACUGUGAAUGGCUACGUUCCUAAUGCACGCUGGUAUGACUUCCACACGGCCAGAGAUGUUGGAGUACGCGGCCAGAUGGUUAACAUGCCGACACCCAUAGAUCAUAUUAACCUUCAUAUCAGAGGAGGAUAUGUCAUACCCUGGCAGAAACCAGAGAACAAUACAUAUUACAGUCGGAUGAAUCCUUUAGGACUGAUCGUUGCCCUAAGCGACAGUGGAACUGCUCAAGGAUCGUUCUUCUGGGAUGAUGGGGAAGGAAUAAACACGGUUGAGCGAGGAAAAUAUCUGUGGACCUCGUUUGCAGCGCAAUCGAACACUUUGACCAGUCAGGUUGUCCACAAUGAACUGGCCCCUGCUGACCGCUUGACCCUGGGUGUGGUGAAGGUUUGGGGCGCAGGCAGUGUUAGGAUCACAACAGCGAUCUUAACAGAUGAGAGUGGAACGGCGCAUACACUCACCCCGCAGCACAACCUUAACACUCAGGAGCUGAUUAUAGAUGCUACUGCAAAGUCUGUCCGGGCGGAUCAGCGUUUUACCUUAACAUGGAGGACCAGCAUCUGAUCAAACAAACAAACAAUGAACAUACCUGUAUAAAAUGGUCCUUUGCCAUAAAUUAUGAUGUGAAGUAAAUGCAAUGUUUUUUGAACAUGAAAUCACCUUAAUGACACAACCCUAACUGAAACUUUUUUUUUUUGUGUGUGUGUUUUACAUGACUGUGCCUUUAAACCUUACAUAACAUUACACUGAAAGGAGUACAGGCAGAAAUACUGCCAAAACAUGACAUGUUGUAAAUUUACAAUACAUCAUUUUCAAAGGUAA
Molecule: messenger RNA, 5790 nt
Organism: Lates calcarifer (barramundi perch)
Lineage: Eukaryota; Metazoa; Chordata; Actinopteri; Centropomidae
Gene: si
Product: sucrase-isomaltase (alpha-glucosidase)
Exons: 48
Coding region: 55-5532 (1825 amino acids)
Biological process (GO): carbohydrate metabolic process
Molecular function (GO): alpha-1,4-glucosidase activity; carbohydrate binding
Source: RefSeq, a predicted model, not a curated record